CUCGAAUUACAAAUGAUUAAUUGUUAGUAAAAAUGAUAUUUAUAUCAAUUUUAUUGUUGUUCAUCUGUCGAGAAGUAAGAAAUGUUGAAAUAGAUCCAUCGAAAACAAUAAUUUCGGGUCCAGGAUUGAAACCAGAUAAAAUAACAAUGAGGGCAAGAUAUAUUUUCUUGCAGUUUGUUGAUACAGAAGGAAAAAAUUUAACAGAAUCACCUGGAAAAGAUGUGAUCUCUGUUUCCACACAAGGGCAAACUUCAACAGGCCAAUUGUGUCAUAUAUGGACCCAAAUUUUAGAUUGCAAAGAUGGGAAUUUCAUUGUUAGAUAUAAAUUACACAGCACAUGCUUCAAUCUAAAAUUAAUAAUAGAAUUAAAACAGCAUAAUUCACCUAUUCUCUCGUUGAAAGCUGAAGGACCAACUUAUGAAGAAGAAUGUUAUUGUCCGAACCCUGAUAUUAAUAAUUGGUUGGACAAUUUUGAAUGUGCAAAAAAUUAUACUCAGAUACAUAACGAUCUUGCUGAUUUUACAAAUGUAGAUUUUGACAAAAUACGUGAAGAUAUUGUAAAAGCAUAUGAUAGGCCUGGAAGUGUCAGUCUCUGUCAUUACGUAGUUAAAUCUAACAAAAUUUUCAGGGAAUGUCAUGGCAAAUAUGUAGGCUUCAAAAUAUUCAUGGAUUCCAUUCUGUUGUCUGUCACUCGAAAAGUCAGUUUGCCAGAUAUUGAAUUUUUUGUAAACUUGGGAGACUGGCCGCUUGUUCCAAAAAACAACAAGGAUUACCCUAUCUUUUCUUGGUGCGGCUCUUAUGACACAAGAGAUAUCGUCAUGCCCACUUAUGACCUUACAGAAUCAUCAUUAGAGGCGAUGGGAAGGGUAAUGUUAGAUAUAUUAUCUGUGCAAGGUAAUACGGAUACACCAUGGGAAAAAAAGAUAGAGAAAGUUUUUUGGCGUGGUCGUGAUUCAUCUAGGGAACGACUUGAUUUAAUCGACAUUUCAAGAAAACAUCCUGACUUGUUUAAUGCCUCGAUUACAAAUUUCUUUUUCUUCAAAAAUGAAAUGGAUAAAUAUGGCCCUGGCCAAAGCCAUGUAUCCUUCUUUGAUUUUUUUAAGUACAAAUAUCAGUUAAGUAUCGAUGGUUCAGUAGCUGCAUAUAGAGUUCCCUAUCUGCUUGCUGGGGAUGCUUUAGUAUUAAAACAAGAAUCAAAAUAUUAUGAAUAUUUUUACAAUGAUCUUAUACCUGGAGAACAUUAUGUGCUAGUUAAAAGUGAUUUGUCAGAUCUGGUGGAGAAGAUCGUGUGGGCCAAAAAUCACGACAAAAACGCACAAGAGAUUGUUAAAUCUGCUAGACAGUUUGUAAGAAAUAAUUUGCUACCACAGAACGUAUUCUGCUAUCAUGUAGCAUUGUUUUAUGAAUGGAGUAAACGCUUAAAGAGUAAAGUUAAGGUACUAGAUAACAUGGAAGAAGUGCUGCAACCUAAACAUUCUUGUAAAUGUUAUAAUGACAAUACAAAAUUUAAAGAAGAGCUUUAGCUUUAUUAACUUCGUGGAUAUAGUUUAAGUAUCUGCAAAUAGUAGAAGGAAAGAAGACGGAUUUUAAAAUAUUAAAAAAUUACAUUAACUAAUUUCUACUUUACAUAUUGGUAAGAUCCUUUUCUAUUUUUAAUACAUACUCUUAUCAAAUAAAAAUUUAAUGUAAGAA
Messenger RNA from Osmia lignaria (orchard mason bee), 1692 nucleotides. Its product is annotated as protein O-glucosyltransferase 2. The record is from RefSeq and is a predicted model, not a curated record. Gene Ontology annotation, molecular function: glucosyltransferase activity. Gene Ontology annotation, cellular component: endomembrane system. Lineage: Eukaryota; Metazoa; Arthropoda; Insecta; Hymenoptera; Megachilidae.